CGUUUUCUGGUCUUCUGUCAAUGAAGAAGAAGAAUCCUCACUGGGCUGAAAUUGUGUUAAUUUAAAGUGAACGUACGCUUUCGGUACAAACAGACACAAACGCGUGUGAUGGGAAACUUUUAGGAUUACAGCGUUUCGUGCUUUUGUCUUGUUGCAGGUUCAGAAACAGUGUUGCACACCUAGUGCUACCAAGCUGGGCUGCUACAUGGCUAACUAGCCUGCUACAUGGCUAACGAGCCUGCUACAUGGCUAACUAGCCUGCUAGGCGAAUACUUCAGGUGAUGCUGUUCGCAAAACUUGUGUCUUGUCAGCAUCGUAUCAUAUUUUAGCCAAAAUUGUCGUUAUGUCCUUGUGGCUAACGUCGUGUAAGCGGUUUAACCUGAUCAGCUUUGUGACACAGAGAGGUUUUCAGUGCCGCAGUAACAGACAUACUAAACUCCACUUGAACGUUAGAUGCUGCUCCGCUGUUCAGGGUGAGGUGAGGGUCAGGUUUGCGCCCAGUCCAACAGGGUUCUUACACCUUGGAGGUCUCCGAACUGCUCUCUACAAUUACAUCUUUGCAAAGAAGUAUGGAGGCUCAUUCAUUCUGCGACUGGAGGACACUGAUCAGAGCAGACUGGUACCAGGAGCGGCAGAGUCCAUAGAGGACAUGCUAGAGUGGGCCGGGAUACCUCCAGAUGAAAGUCCACGUCGAGGCGGGCCGAUGGGUCCAUAUCUUCAGUCGCAGAGACUAGGCCUCUACAGUCAAACAGCCCAGCAGCUCGUCGAGAGCGGUCACGCCUACUACUGUUUCUGCAGCCCACAGAGACUGGAGUUACUUAAAAAAGAAGCCCUGAGGACUGGACAGACUCCAAGGUAUGACAACAGGUGCCGUCACCUGCGGGCUGACCAGGUUCAGGAGAAGCUGGCUAACGGAGCACCACAUGUGAUCAGGUUUCGUCUGGAAGCAGGAGCUGAGCCUUUUCAGGAUCUGAUCUUUGGAUGGACUUGUCAUGAGGUGGCACAGGUGGAGGGAGAUCCGGUGGUGAUCAAAGCAGAUGGUUUCCCCACCUAUCACCUUGCUAACAUAGUAGAUGAUCAUUACAUGAAGAUCAGCCACGUGCUACGGGGCUCAGAGUGGCUCAUCUCCACCUCCAAACACUACCUCAUGUACCGUGCUCUCAGAUCCACCUUCCCCCCCCUGCCGCUUCUGAUGAACAAGGAUGGUAGUAAACUGUCCAAGAGACAGGGAGAUAUAUUCAUCCAGAGCUUUCAGAGAGAUGGGGUCCUGCCAGAGGCCCUGCUGGAUAUCACAACUAACUGUGGAUCUGGAUUCAACACCAAUCGAGUGGGGCGGAGGAUAGAUGAGCUGAUCUCUGAGUUUAAUCCUUCUAAGAUCACUACACAUUCUGCUUUGUUAGACCUGGAGAAACUCCCAGAGUUCAACAGGAUUCACCUGCAGCAGAGUAUUGAAGAUGAGAAGCAGUGCCUUGUGUUCAUAAAAGAUUUGCAAGAACUGAUUCAACAAGCCUAUGCAGCAGAGAUCCAGGAUAAGGAAGUCCUACAUGAGGAUUAUAUCAGGCGGGUGCUACAUCUUCGCAAGGGUCACAUAUCCUCCCUGAAGGAACUCCUAAGUCCUCUGUACUCUUACUUGUGGGUGCGUCCUUCCUUCUCCAGCCAGCAGGUGGCAGCAUUCACUGCAGAAGCCCAGCACAUCGCCUCAUUAGUGCUGAAAUUAGUAGAAGAGCGAGGUGAGACGCUGGCAGUGGAUGAGCUCAGUAAAGACCUGAAGACUUUGGCUAAACAGGUCAAAGGCACAAAGUACAAAGACGUGAUGAAGCUGUUACGUUUGGCUCUCAGCGGUCUGCAGCAAGGGCCCAGCGUAGCCGAGAUGAUGGUGUCUUUGGGGCCUGCAGAGAUCAGCCAUCGAUUUCAGAAACUAAUCAAACAACCUGUGCCUCAUGGACUGACGGAAAUCAAGUGAAGACGAUGUCUGCUAAUAAGGACACAGCCUGUAUGUUGAGAGUUACAUUGCUUAACCUCACACUGGGCGAUUCUGGGACGCAUUUAAAAAAAAAA
Molecule: messenger RNA, 2058 nt
Organism: Monopterus albus (swamp eel)
Lineage: Eukaryota; Metazoa; Chordata; Actinopteri; Synbranchiformes; Synbranchidae
Gene: ears2
Product: glutamyl-tRNA synthetase 2, mitochondrial
Exons: 10
Coding region: 344-1963 (539 amino acids)
Biological process (GO): glutamyl-tRNA aminoacylation
Cellular component (GO): mitochondrion
Molecular function (GO): glutamate-tRNA ligase activity; tRNA binding; ATP binding
Source: RefSeq, a predicted model, not a curated record